Carassius carassius (crucian carp) is the source of this 1939-nucleotide messenger RNA. RefSeq names its product EKC/KEOPS complex subunit LAGE3-like. The record is from RefSeq and is a predicted model, not a curated record. The transcript is spliced from 3 exons. Gene Ontology annotation, cellular component: EKC/KEOPS complex. The coding region runs from base 118 to 405 and encodes 95 amino acids. Lineage: Eukaryota; Metazoa; Chordata; Actinopteri; Cypriniformes; Cyprinidae.
UUUAACUGUAAUGCAAAUCUAUCUUUGUCGAAUGUUAUUUUAUGAAAAUAAGGAUUAGGUUUAAUCAAAACAUGACGAAAAUGCCGCUUUCAAACUGAAAUCCAACAAAACGUCAAUAUGGCGGCUUGCGUGAGUGAAAAGGAUUCAGAUAAAAAACUGGAAUUCUUUUUAAAUGUAUCUUUCCCAUGUGAGAGAGAGGCAGCUAUCGCCCUGCAGUCUUUAUCUCCUGAUCCUGAGCCCAGGAAAGGAGGAAUCAAUAAAAACCUGGAUGUUACAGGACAAACACUGUCUGUCAGAUGGACUGCGGAUGAAGCUCGGAUUCUUCGUGUUUCUGUAAGUUCUUUCUUGGACCAUUUGUCUCUAGUGAUGGAAACUAUGGAUGUAUUUGGACCACCUGUUUCAUAAUGACAAUUUGAGAGACAAAUUCAAGCAUGAGAGGAAAAAUGUGAUCCCAGACGCUGUUUGCACUAUGUUAGGAGGACAUCCAAGAGAAACAUCUGCUGCCGUGUGUUCAUCUUGGACUGCGAAGGCUUAAAAAGCAUAAAAUAAUGUGCUUUUGCUCAUGUCUUAAGACAAUUGCUUUGAGUUGUUAAAUUAAAUAUUUCACCAAAAAGUAACAAUGUACUUAAUUACUCGUCCUCAGACCAUACAAGAUGUAGAGUUCGUUUUUUCAUCGGAACAUAUUUGAAUUGACCAAUGGAUCCUCUGCAGUGAAUGGGUGCCGUCAGAAUAUUUUCCAUAUUAUGGCCAUAAAUGAAGGUUUAAAGUUUAAAACACCUUAAUGAUCAAUUUGUUUCUUACAAACAUGGAGCUUUUCACUUCACAAAUAGUUAAUUGUUGGACUGGAAUCAUGUGGAUUUUUGUAAUGCUUUCAUCAGCAGUUUGGACUCACAUUCUGAUGGCACCCAUUGACUGCUGAGGACCCACUGGUAAGCAAGUGAUGGAAUGCUAAAUUUCUCCACAUAUGUUCUGAUGAAAAAACAAAUUCAUAUGGCCUGAGGUUGAGUAAAGUUUCAGCCAAUUUUAGCUAAUUGGUGAACUAUUCCUUUAAAGUUUAUCAGUGUAAAAGAAGCCAAAACAAACCAGUUUUGUCAUUUGAAUAAAGAUUUAUUAAUGAAGCAUUGUUGAUGAAACAAUACAGAGAAAUGAUUUGACCGUGUUUAAGGAAAGGUACUUGUUUUAUAAAAGAGGGACAGAUGUGUGUUUAUUGGUUUCUAUUGGCAGACAUCACUAAGGGUUUUCGAUCAAUAUAAUCUCCAACACUGGUUGAUAGAAACAGACGUGAAAAAAAAAAAAGUCACACAUACAUAUUCAAGGGUUGUCAGGGCUCACUCUCCGAUUUCAGCUUUCCUUUAUUUGACCUACAUCAUACCCAUAAUUCGAUCAAUGAGAUGAGCCUGUUAGAAAUGUCUACUAUAUGAACAUAGAAACAUCAAAAUAAACUGUAAACCUAGUAAUUAAACAGCAUGAGGUCAAGACAAGAAUUAAUCAUUACUGUUACAUUCAUACAUUAAAACUGGGGAAACACUUUCGUUCGAAGUGAAAGAAACUGUUGCAUGGUUAAAAUGAUUGCACUUAAGACUUCCUGAGCUCCCAGAUCCCCAAAAUGUUCACCAGCCUAACAAGUCAUGUAAGGGGGCCUCCUUAGGCGCAAACUUUAUAUAAUUCUUUCUGGCCUUGGCAGCUCUUAAAUUAUGCUGAUGAUUUUGAUAUUGUGACAUGCUUGGCUGUGUAUUCUGAGUGUAUGUAUAUUUGUUUAGUUAAAGAGUUUAGUUUACCAUAUUAAAGGAUUUGGCAAAAUAAAGGAAUUUCGAGGAAGACUUCAUCCUAAAACAAAGUAAAAGGCACAGACAGACAUACAAGCAGGAGAUGAGUCUGAAAGACUAUAAUCUGCAUGGAUGAAGGAAUAAACAAUACAAAAAGCAAAAAAAAUUAAAAA